This is a messenger RNA of Paramecium octaurelia, 1180 nucleotides long. The record is from the annotation of a GenBank genome assembly. Lineage: Eukaryota; Ciliophora; Oligohymenophorea; Peniculida; Parameciidae.
AUUUAAUUAAUGAAAAGAAUCCUAAUCUGUUUGCUUUUCAUAUCUUUAAUAUCUGCCAGGGCUGUUAAUCACCUUGCAGACACUGCAAAGCCAACCGAUCCCAAAGCAGCUGAUCCUAAAGCAGCUGAUCCUAAAGCUGCCGCAACUAAACCAACCGAUCCAAAAGCAGCCGAUCCAAAAGCAGCCGAUCCUAAAGCAGCCGAUCCUAAAGCAGCUGAUCCUAAAGCUGCCGCAGCUAAACCAACUGAUCCAAAAGCAGCUGAUCCUAAAGCAGCCGACCCUAAAAAGGAUGAAGGAAAGAAGGAAGAGCCUAAAAAGGAUGAGGGAAAGAAAGAAGAACCCAAAAAGGAUGAAGGAAAGAAGGAAGAACCAAAAAAAGACGAAGGAAAGAAAGAAGAACCAAAAAAAGACGAAGGAAAGAAAGAAGAACCAAAAAAAGACGAAGGAAAGAAGGAGGAGCCAAAAAAAGAUGAAGGAAAGAAAGAAGAACCUAAAAAGGAUGAGGGAAAGAAAGAAGAACCUAAAAAGGAUGAAGGAAAGAAAGACGAAAAGAAAGACGAGAAGAAAGAUGAAGGAAAGAAAGAAGAACCUAAAAAGGAUGAAGGUAAGAAAGACGAGAAGAAAGAUGAAAAGAAAGACGAGAAGAAAGAUGAAAAGAAAGACGAGAAGAAAGAUGAAAAGAAGGAUGAGAAGAAAGACGAGAAGAAGGAUGAAAAGAAGGAUGAGAAGAAGGAUGAAAAGAAGGAUGAAAAGAAGGAUGAGAAGAAGGAUGAAAAGAAAGAUGAGAAAAAAGAUGAAAAGAAGGAUGAAAAGAAAGACAAGAAGGAUGAUAAGGAUGAAAAGAAAGACAAGAAGGAUGAAAAGAAAGAGGAAAAGAAAAAGGAGGAGCCAAAAUAAAGCCCUGAAGAAAAGAAAUUCAGAUCAUGCAUCGAAGAUAAAUGUGGGUCAUAAGCUAAAGACUGUGACAAGACUUGCAACUCAAAAUUAGAAUAAUGCAAGAAUGUAGUCUAUGUUGCUGGAUAUCAAGCUGUAAGACUACAUAUUUAUAUUUAUAGUAUUUGGAUUGCAUUAAUGAGAGUAAGCCUGCAGUUGCCCUACUUGAUUGUGUUUAAUCUAAAUGCUUGGAGUGAAAAUAAUUCUACAUUUAAAAAUAUUCAUAUAUAUUUAAUUUAAGAAAACA